AUGGAAUCUUCCCAGUUGCGAGUGUUCCCCGGGACAUCCCAUCCUGCCUCAAAGACCAUUCCGUUGGACAAGUACUCCAGUGCUGUGAGCCGUGAAGGGUCGAAAAGCCACCGCUGGGUUCAUGAUGUUCGAAAAGACUUGUUAACACUUACCUUCAAACCGGUGGAUAUACCAAUUGAUGGAGGUAGAAUUGAGACACACCUGUUUCUAGCCGUGACUGCUGGAAGAGACACAUUGGAGCACCUGGAUGUCCAGAAACUUGUCAAGUGGUCUCAAGAACAUAAUGAACGUGUUCGCAGAGUGUUAAUUGGCAGCGGCGUGGAAUCUCCAGUUCAAGUUAUUGUGAGGUUUCCCUGUGUUGCGAUGCGGUUCCCUGGCGCCCCUUCAAUGGUUCAUCGCUUUCAGCUUAGGUUCAAAGAUGACAAGCAAUAUUUCGAGGCAUUGAACAUUCUGAAGCGGGCAGGGCUUCAAAUAAAGGAGUCCACAAAUGAACCCAAGCAAGAUACCCCAUCUCAGGAUCGCAAUGUGGCAUACAAUCGAAGCCUGGCACCAACCUCAACACAACCGCCCUUAGCUGGCCACCCCGAUAAUCAUCAAAAGCCACAGUUUGCUGUACCCAGCUCCGAGAGUUCUCGAAGAUUUACACAGUUCACGAAUAGCUCAUCAAUACCUCCCAGAUCCGACACCUCAAGCUCUCUAUCAAUGAGACCGUCCAGCACGUUUUCUGCUGAUCUGGGCGGCCCAAGAUCGAGCAGCUCCCUGGGGACUUUAUACAAAUACGGCGUAGCAUCCGAUGACUUCUGUUUCCAACCACCGCCUCCAAGGCCAUUUUCAUCAACAUCAUUUAUGAGAUCUAGCCCACCUAUCUAUGCUUCCCAAAUAGAAACGCAGCAAAGAGCAACCUUGUCAUCGCUUCCAUGCACCAAACCGCCCUCCGAUAUGGUCGAAUCACGGAAGAAACAAGCCUAUAUAGGGGAAUCUAGUAUUCCCCUGUCAUCCGAUGAAGCCCCAAGGACAGGAUAUGAUGCAUUGGAAAAGAGCCCAGAGCUACCCGAUAUUAGACAACUACUGCGAGGCUCCACAGAGUCGCUAACAACUCAACCAACACUGAAUGUCUCGAAGAUGAGGAGGUCAGCAACAACACAAUUUGAACCAAGUCAAAGCAUGGGUUAUAACAAUGAGCAUCUGCAGCUGAAGCGACAAAGUCCAUUGUCUUUCAGUACUACCAGACCAAUGUCAGUCCCAACGGUAGGCGACGACCUUCAUACAAGCCAAUGGAUACCCCCAAAACGUGAACUUCCAUUCCCAAAGCGCAAGGAGCCAAAGAAUGCUUUGGAAACUGCUGAAAAACUUAAUAAAGGCACUGAAGAUGGUCCAAUACCUCCCUCUAAAGGCAUCGGAGCCUCUGAGAGCCUGGCAAACGCACGGACACUCCCAAGCAAGUAUGGAGAACAACAAGCCAAACGAGCGACAGUGCGAAGAACAAACACACCUCCAACUUCGAAGUUAUCAACGGUUCUGGAGGUCCCUGACUCAGAUGAGACAAGGCCAACAAAUUCACCUCGCAAUUCGGUGUUGUGGGAGGAAGAGCCGUCUCCCCUUGCCUCAAAAAGUGCUGCUAUCGCGAGGCCGUCCACAGCCCCUGGUUUGAAGUUGAAGGCAAUGACCUGUCGCAAGCGACCCAACGAGGAAGCUCCAAAAUGGGCGUUAGCUAAAAGGCUCAAGAUGGUUGACUCUAGCACACAGACACAAACAUUAUCUGGGCGUGACCACACAGCUGCAGUUUCCAGAACCUCAACCAUAGUACCGGGGCCAGUUUUGCCAGCUCCAGUUACAGUUCCGGAGCCAGUUUUGCCAGCUCCAGUUACAGUUCCUGUUCCAAACCCAGCGGUCCCGGUACCUGACCCGGCCCCGACCCCGCCACCCCCCGAGGUCGUUUCUGAGGCUAAAGGGCCUAUAGAAGGUUUUCUGGAUGAACUUGGUCGUUUCGUCCCGAAACACAGCGGUAAAAUCAAGCCUGUUGAGCUCUAUGAAGUAUCAUUCUGGGACAAGGCAACGGAGGGAGAGCGUCAAUCCAUGACUGAAAGCUGGAUAUGCGAGCAGAUUGACGAUCCAGCAUUUAUAGAAAUGUGCAAGCAUGUGAAUGAGGUGUGGAAGAAAAUUGGCUUCAAGACUUAGUGUGAUGCGGGAUGGAUUGGACGGAGGAUUGUUAUGAUUUUGACGGCGAGGUUGAGAGAAGGGGCGCGCAGCUAUGGUCAUAUGCUAUUCAUUGGGGGUUUAAUUGUUAUGGGUGCUUACGGUUGCUGGGGAUAGAUUCACUUGGGCUACUUGCUUGGCUGGAUAUUGUUCUUAUACCCUGGGGCAUUGGAAAAUUGAUAUUAGAUAGCAGAUUAGCUACAUACUAGAGCUAGGAUAGAGCUUUAUAUUUUACAGCUGAUAAUUAGAG
Pseudogymnoascus destructans is the source of this 2446-nucleotide messenger RNA. RefSeq lists its product as uncharacterized. Bases 1 to 2178 code for a protein of 725 amino acids. NCBI's taxonomy places the organism in Eukaryota, Fungi, Ascomycota, Leotiomycetes, Thelebolales, Thelebolaceae. The record is from RefSeq and is a predicted model, not a curated record. Gene Ontology annotation, biological process: reciprocal meiotic recombination. The transcript has 4 exons.